GCCUCUGCGCUUCGCAACCUCCAGUACAACCCAAACCUCUCUUCGAUGCUCUCCGACUCAUAGCAUAGUCGUAGUUGCGCAGUGCAAUACCGUGACGACGCCCAAUGUUGUCCCCUUCCAGCUCUGCUGCUCGCGACGACGACCUGGCCGCAACGACGUCUGGCCUCGCCUCCAAACAGUCGGCGGCUACCUUGCCGCAUGUGCAGAGGGCGACCGAGGGCAGGGAGGAGCUCAAGGUAGAUGAGGACGCUGUCAGGCAGGACAUCAGAGAGAGCGAGCCGCAAGGUGAUGCGAGGGAUGUAGAAGACGGGCUGGCGGGCAAAGAGGGGGAGAAGGUAGAUGCUGAUGCUGAUGCUGCAGCUGAUGCUCAGCCUUCACCACCAGCAAACGAGGAAGACGCCGAUACGGGCGAGGGGGGUGAAGACACACCCUCGUCAUCCUCUCCACCCGCCGUUGAUCCAGCACCAGGGGCAUCAACAUCUACCCGCUCCCCGCGCUUCACGCGCUCCCCACCGCCCACUUCUUCGUCAACACGUCGUCCACGCCCACCUAGCCUCCUCUCCAUCGCAUCUCCCUCCAAAAAGGCCGCCCCAACAAUGUCUGCAGUGACGCACGUCUCGCAGGUUGACCUCGACGCCGACGAGGAUGAGGAUGACACGGCGAGUCAGGCCUCCACCUCCUCCUCCUCGCCGCCCGAACCCUCCCUAAAAUACCAACGUCUACGCGGCUCCAUCCCGGACAUCCUGAAAAAGGACAGCGCCUCGUGCCUAGCGGUCCAUUCCACCUUCCUCGUCCUCGGCACGCACGCGGGAAUGAUCUUCGUCCUCGACUUCACAGGGCAUAUAGUCAAGGCGAUGCGAAAUCACUCUGCCUCCAUCCUCGACCUUAGCGUGGAUGCCUCCUCGUCGGGGGCAGGAGGGGGAGGUGGCGAAUUCGUAGGAGCAGCAAGUAUGGAUGGGCACGUCUCCCUCUCUUCCCUCUCCACGAGCGAGAACUAUAGCUUCGACUUCCGUCGUCCCAUGCGAUGCGUGGCCCUCGAGCCGGGCUUUGCACGUCGGACGUCCUCCCGCGCCUUUCUGUGUGGGGGGAUGGCGGGUUCCGUCGUGUUGAGGGAGAAGGGGUGGAUGGGAAUGGGACACAGUAAGGAGUCGAUCCUCCAUUCAGGCGAAGGACCUGUACGGGCUGUUAGGUGGAGCAAGGGGGGAUUGGUGGCCUGGGCCAAUGAGAGGGGGGUGCGCAUAUUUGAUUUCAACACGAGGACCAAGCUGGCCUUCCUGCCAGCUCCGACUGGGCAGGGCGAGAGAUUAGAGAUGUGUCGCCCGCACUUGUGGUGGAGGGAUGAUAGACAUCUCGUCGUCGGGUGGGCGGAUCAGAUCAAGUUGGUCAAUAUCACCGAGAAGCGCACCACGGGGUCAUCCGGCGCGAAUCCGAGCGCGAACGCGAACGCGAACGCUUCGUUGCACGUUGAAGUCAGCAAGAUCUUCCAGCUCGACUGCCAUAUAAGCGGUGUCGCCCCCUAUGGGGAGGAUCUCCUCGUCCUCGCAUACAUCACCGAGAGCGAGAGCGAGAGCGACGAAGGCAGCGAAGAUGAGGAGGAGGAAGAGGAGGAGGAGGAAGAGCCACGACAACGCAGCAGCAGGGAUAAGGGCAGUCGCAGUCGCGGAAGAGGCAGACCCCUAGCCUCUCCCCCCGAGCUACGCAUCAUAUCCCCUCACACGGGCGAGGAGAAGAGCAGCGACGUCCUCACCUCCCUCAAAGGGUACGAUCGUCUAAGCGCAAUGGACUAUCAGCUCGUCCCCUCCGCCUCGCUCCUCCGCACCGCGCAGAGUCGCCUCUCAAAACAGCCUCUCAGCAGCGUUGACUCCAACUCCGAUUCCGACUCGCAAUCCCUGUGGUACAUCCUCACGCCGCACGAGAUCGUCCAAGCUCGACCGCGCUCCACGGCGGACCAUGUCACCUGGCUCUUGGAGCGGCGCAAGUACCAGGAAGCCCUAGUGGCCGUCGAAACCAUGGGCUCCUCUGCCGCGCGGGAGGCGGGAUUCGAUACCAAGUCAAUUGGCCAGGCCUAUCUCUCCUACCUCGUCGACGAGAGAGCCGAUUACCCUCGUGCGGCUCGGGUGAGCUCGAAGAUCCUUGGCCGGGAUGCGGAGAGGUGGGAGGAAUGGAUUUUCCUCUUUCUAGAGAGGGGAAGGAUCGCAGACCUAGUCGAGUGGGUUCCUACGGAUGAUCCGAGGUUGGGGGCUGUGGUGUAUGAUUUGAUUUUGGCUCACUUCCUCGCUGAGGAAGGGGAACGAGGGCGAUUGCUGCACCUGGUGAGGGAGUGGGACCCGGAGAUCUACUCGACGGAGCCACUCGCUAUUGCUAUGCAGGAUCGACUGCGUGAGGGGGAGUGGGAGGAUGAGAAGGAGGGGCAGAGGGCUCUGCUUGAGACUCUUGCGGAGCUUUACGUGCGUAAUGGGCAGGCGGGGAGGAGCUUGCCGUAUUACCUGAGGUUGAAAUGGCCGGGAGUGUUCGACCUUAUCAGGGAGCAUAAUCUUGUCCUCGAUAUACGCGAUCAGGCGGGCGAGCUCGUCGAGUUUGAGGAAAGCCUGCCUCGCGACUCGACGGGAGAUGGGGACGGGGAAGGUGGCGACGCAAAGCAAGAGGAGAAGGCCCCUCCAACCACCAGUUCAUCACGAACACCGCGCUCCAUCUCUCUUUUGGUGGACAAUCUCCCCUCGCUCCCACCCGCACGCAUAGUCCCGCAACUCAACCCCCACCCAGCGGCGCUACACGGCUACCUCUCCUGCCUCUCCACCCUCGACCCGCACCUCGCAGCACCCUAUGCGGACCACCUCGUCACCCUCCACGCUCGCUUCAACCCCCCUGCCCUCCUCCCCUUCCUGCGCAGCAUGUCCUCACACUACUCCUUCUCCCAGGCCUACGCCACAUGCCAACGCCACGAUCUGGUCCCGGAGAUGGUCUUCCUCCUCGGUCGCACGGGACAGAACAAGGAAGCGCUAAACUUGAUCUUGGAGCGACUGGACGAUGUACAGCUGGCUAUUGGGUUUGCGCAGGAGCAAGACGAUCCGGAUCUUUGGGAGGAUCUGCUGCGUUAUGCUGAGACGCGGCCGGUGUUUGUGAGGGGUUUGUUGGAGAACGUAGGAGGGGGAGGAGGGGGAGGAGCAGGUGUUGGUGGUGGCAGGGGAGUGGAUCCUGUGCGUCUGAUCAGGAGGAUUGCGACGGGGAUGGAGAUCGAGGGGUUGAGAGGUGCGCUGAGGAAGAUUUUGGGAGAUUAUCAAUUGCAGAGCAGUCUGUUGGAGGGUUGCAAGGGGAUCCUGGAGGGGGAGGCGAGGCAGCUCGAGAGGGUGAGGGCUGAGGGGCAGACGCGGGGCGUGGGCGUGGGCGUGGGCACAGGACGUUGUCUUGCUUGCGGGGAGGGGCUCACGAACAAAAAGCAAGCAGGAGGGACGAUCAGAGUGGAGGAGCAGGGGCGAGACGAGGCAGAGAGGACGACGGUCGUCUUUCUCUGUCGACACGCUUACCACCUCAGCUGUCUCCUGCCUCCCGCGAAUCUGCCCCGACGAGGAGCAACAAAGCCUUCUCCCGCUCUCGGUCCCGCUCAAGUCAACACGACGACUACACAACGCAAAUCAGCGCGGCGGGCAGCUGUGGUCAUGGGCGGCUCUGGCGAAGGGGAGAAGGGGCUUAGCGAGCGCGAGGCGGAAGGGUGGGGCCCUGCGGUACGAUGGGCUGCUCAGCGGGAAGCCUGGGAGGACAAGGGCAGGUAUGCGGCCAGAUUGAGGGUGCCUAUUGUGCGCGGCAAGGGGAAGGGAUGUCCGGCUUGUCAUGGUAGUUCGGGCGCAGCGGAGGGGAUGACGACCAUGUUGCGAUGAAAGGCGGUGUGAAUGCGAUGAUUGGUCUUUUUGAAUUUUAUCAUCCAUCCCUUCA
Messenger RNA from Jaminaea rosea, 3930 nucleotides. RefSeq lists its product as hypothetical. Gene Ontology annotation, cellular component: HOPS complex; late endosome. The coding region runs from base 105 to 3875 and encodes 1256 amino acids. The transcript has a single exon. Gene Ontology annotation, molecular function: protein binding. Gene Ontology annotation, biological process: macroautophagy; endosomal vesicle fusion; cellular response to starvation. The record is from RefSeq and is a predicted model, not a curated record. NCBI's taxonomy places the organism in Eukaryota, Fungi, Basidiomycota, Exobasidiomycetes, Microstromatales.